CGCUCCGGCCGCCCCAAUCCGCUCCUCUAUGGUUCGCGCCUCCCCUGAAGGAGGCGCAGUCACGUGACCGAAACCCGCCGGGCUUCGCGUGACCGGAAGCGCGGUGACGUCACUGUUUGCGGAAGUGCCGGUGCGGAGCCGGGUGUCCCCUGUCCCAUGGAGCUGCUGUUCGGGCGCAGGCGCUCCCCCGAGGAGCUGCUGAGGCAGAACCAGCGCGCUCUGUCCCGCGCCGUGCGCGAGCUGGAGCGCGAGCGGCAGAAGCUCGAGGCGCAGGAGAAGAAAAUCAUCGUGGACAUCAAGAAAAUGGCGAAGCAGGGCCAGAUGGCCGCGGUGCGGGCGCUGGCCAAGGACCUGGUGCGCACGCGGCGCUACGAGCGCAAGUUCAUCGCCAUGAGAGCCAACGUGCAGGGGGUGGCACUGCGGGUGCAGACCCUGAGGUCACACAGCGCCAUGGCCAGCGCCAUGCGGGGUGUCACCAGGGCCAUGGCCACCAUGAACCGACAGCUGAAGCUGCCACAGAUCCAGCGCAUCCUGCAGGAGUUCCAGAAGCAGUCAGAGAUGAUGGACAUGAAGGAGGAGCUGAUGAACGACGCCAUCGACGACGCCCUCGGGGACGAGGACGACGAGGACGAGAGUGACGCUGUGGUGUCCCAGGUCCUGGACGAACUGGGGCUGAACCUGACUGAGGAGCUGGCCAGUGAGCGAGGAUUUUGGGGAUCUCUCCGCUCGGCGGGGGAGGGGCGCGGGGGCGCCGAGGCGGCCGCGGCCGCGUUGGCCGACGCCGACGCCGACCUGGAGGAGAGGCUGAAGAACCUGCGCAGGGACUGAGCCCGGGGCCUCCCGGGACCUUGGCACUUCUGGGACUUUCAGAAUUUUUGGGAAUUUUUUGGGAAUUUUUUGGGAUUUUUUUGAUUUUUUUUUCGGAUUUUUGGCCAUCCCAGAGCGGGGAUUUUGCCCCUUUAUUCCGAUUUUUUGGGGGGAUUUUCCAUCUCUUCCCCACUCCUGGGAGCCCCCAAAGUCUGACCCCCUUUAUUUAAGGUUUUCCCCCCUUUUUGGGACUUUUUUGGAAUUUUUGGGGGAUUUUUUCGGAUUUUUUCCUGAUUUUUUUUUGGGAUUUUUGGCCAUCCCAGAGCGGGGAUUUUGCCCCUUUAUUUCAAUUUUUUGGGGGGAUUUUCGACUGAUUUCGGGAUUCUGACCACACCCCAAUGGGAUUUCCCUCCUUUAUUUGGGAUUUCCCAUUUUUUGGGAUUUUCCCUCUUUAUUUAGGAUUUUCCUUCUUUAUUUAAGAUUUUUUUUUCGGGGAUUUUUGGCCAUCCUGGGCAGGAUUUUCCCUUUUUUUGGGAUUCCCCAUUUUUUUGGGAUUUCUCCUUUUUGGGAUUUCCCCUUUUUGGGGAUUCCCCCUUUUUUGGAGCUUUUUGACCCCCUCGGGGUCUCCCCCCCUUUUUGGGGUCUUUUCCCUUUUUUUGGCACGCUGACACUACUUUGGGGUGAAUUCCCCUUUUUUGGGGUCUUCUCCCCCUUUUUCGGGUCUUUCUCCCAUUUUUGGGGUUUCUCUCCCCAUUUUUGGGGUCCCCCUCCCCCAAUAAAGUUUCCUGGCACCUG
This is a messenger RNA of Onychostruthus taczanowskii (white-rumped snowfinch), 1602 nucleotides long. It is a transcript of the gene CHMP2A, whose product is annotated as charged multivesicular body protein 2A. The record is from RefSeq and is a predicted model, not a curated record. Gene Ontology annotation, cellular component: ESCRT III complex; multivesicular body. Gene Ontology annotation, biological process: protein transport; endosome transport via multivesicular body sorting pathway; late endosome to vacuole transport. The coding region runs from base 157 to 828 and encodes 223 amino acids. The transcript has 6 exons. NCBI's taxonomy places the organism in Eukaryota, Metazoa, Chordata, Aves, Passeriformes, Passeridae.